AUGGACAUUCGAGUUGCUGCUGGAACUGCAAAUGGAAGGAUUUCAUCGUAUACAACAUGGAGGAGGAGUUCAGGUUCCAAAACUACAACAACAAACUGCUUCAACCUUGUAGUACCACGUUGUUCCAAAAAAGACUCUCCCAAUCAAAAUGGCGACGGUAACACCAACAACAACGACGACAAAAAUGGAGGUGAUAAAUUCUCGACGGAUUGGGAUAAGGCCUGGUCUAAUUUCAAGAAGCAAGGCAAGAAAACUCUGUUCCCUAAGUUCUCUGCGGACAAGUACGUGAGCUGGAAUCCUAGGCGCUCCGAUUAUCCGCUCUCAGAAGAAGUUGAUCCGAUCAAGAGGACUGAGAGGUCCAAUCUCAGGUUCUGGAACAGCCCCACUUUCACCCUCGGCGGUGCCAUUGUUAUUGUUACCUUUCUUUUGGUUUACACUAUCAGUGCUCCCAUCAAGUGA
Molecule: messenger RNA, 459 nt
Organism: Oldenlandia corymbosa var. corymbosa
Lineage: Eukaryota; Viridiplantae; Streptophyta; Magnoliopsida; Gentianales; Rubiaceae
Source: the annotation of a GenBank genome assembly